UUUGGAUAUAAGAAUCCUCGGCGACAUCGUAGGACGAGGAGGCUACGACGAGUUGGAGAGCGCGCGCGAAUACGGGACGCUCCUAUCUAUCGAGUGGUAUUUGAGUGUCUUGAUACCAACCCGCGAGGACAGACUUGACCGCCGCCGCCUGCCUGCAUCCCAUGGACAAGACGUUUGUGGGCGAUUUCGGGCUUGGCGAUACAACGAACCUGAACAUUUUUCCAUUCAACCCUGCCGGGCCUGGAAUUCCGAGCAAUGGCAAUGCAAUGGGAACUACGACCAACUCAAUGAAUUCCCUCAUGGCAAAUCACAUGAACUCGAUCAUGGGCGCCAACCCAGGGAUGAACAUGGGUCAAUACAAUGCGUAUCAAAUGGGAAACAUGGGAAACAUGUUCAUGCCAUCGAUGCCGACUGCGUAUAACAACAACGGUGGCAUCCCAGACGACUUGGCUGGAGCAGGAGCUGCCACUGGCACCGUGCCGCUCGACUUUCCUGACGAUUUCAACACUCAAGCCGCAUCCGCAGCUGCGAACAUGAUGAGCAACCCCAACAUGCAUAUGACCAACGCGAUGAUGAUGAACAAUCCCAUGAUGAUGAACCAGUUCAACGGCGGCAAUCCCAAUGGUUUUCAGCAAAUGAUGGGCAACCCGGCCAUGUUUGGCAUGAACAACGGCAUGAUGACCCCUCAGCAACAGCAGUUCUUCCGACAGCAGCAGUUUGCACAGCAGCAACUCAUGCAGGCCAGAAUGAUGGCAGCCCAAGCUGCAAACGCCCAAGCGCAGCAACUGCAGCAACAACAGCAACUCCAACUGCAGCAGCAACAACAAGCCGCGACCCCCGUUCCGACGUGGCAAUCGGAGAAAAACGACACGACUAUUCGUCACGAAGUGAUCAAUAAGAUUGUCGCGUUUCUCCGCGGUCAGAAGCCAAAUGCCCCCGUGGACUGGAUCCGACGACUGCCUCAAAUGGCCAAGAAGCUCGAGGAAAAACUGUACCGCAACGCCAAGUCCAAAGAAGAGUAUUUGAAUGACUCGACGCUCAAGGCCCGGCUGCAGGUCGUCGCACGCAGCUUCCACGCGUUGCGCAACCCGAACACGCCGCCAGAACUGGCCGGGUUUUGCCAAAAAGUAGCAUUGAUCACGUCCAAACUGCCAAAUCAGGCCGUCGCUGAGUACCACCAGAAUGUACAAAACAUGCUGACGGAUCAGGAAAAGUUCAAGCCAGGGUUGCUCAACCAGCAACAACGGCUCCUCCUGCUGCGGCAUGCGUCGUGGUGCCAGGAACAAACUGGAUGCAAGGCAACUCCGCACUGCGCCGAUAUGAAAGCGCUGUGGAGUCACAUCGGGGGCUGUACGAACACGACAUCGUGUCAGUUUGAGAAUUGCACGAGCUCCAAGUUUGUGCUGUCACACUUCCAGCAGUGUACCAACUCGCAGUGCAUCGUGUGCAGCGUCGUGCGGCAGCCAGUGGAGGCCAAGGACGUGAAUGGUGGAUUAAUCAUGGACCCACAGCUGGCACUCCAAAAGCUGAAUUCCCUCAAGCGAUCUGCUUCCGAGGUCAGCGUGCCUGCUCAAACACCGGUCGUUUCAUCACAACCGAUUCCAAUGCCGCCAACUCCCAUCCCCGCCGCAACCCCCCAGUCCAUUCCAGGCCAACCUCUUGUUCACACAGCGGCCACUCCCCCAAACUCUCAGCAAUUUGCAUCGCAGAUGGCUGCAAUCCAGCUAAAAUUCAAAGACUGGAGUAUUGUGCAACUACAGGAACACAACAAGAAGCUCGAGAUGUGGGCAGAGCAACUGAAAAACCAAAUUCAAAUGAUCACGGCCGAGUGCACCAAGCAAGUGGAGCUGUUCCGCAUGGCGCUCGACCCCGCCGCCAAGGUCCAAUACCACACUCAAGCCGAGGAAUUGCAGAAGCAGCUCAAAGAGUUGAAGGCCAAACUCUCGCGGUGUGCUCACCAGCACAAAAUUAUGACCCUCACGAUCCAUGGACGGCAGAAUGGCGGCGCGAAUCCGAUGAUGCAGCCGCAGCAUCAAGCACUGCUCAACCAAGCGGCGAUGAACCAAGCAGCUGCGCUCAACCAGAUGAACCAUGCGACGGCCAUGUACCAAAUGAGCAGUCAGUCCAUCAACUACCCUCCGAUGACGCCAUUGCCCUUGAACCAAGCCCCCAUGAUGCAGCAGCUCAACACCAAUGAAUCGAUGCAGAACUUGCUCCUCAAGACAACCCCUCCUGUCCAGCCGCCGCCACAUCCGUCCAAUAUUCCCAUGCUUGAAACGUCGCUGAUACAGACGCCGGUAGUGACCCCGCCACCGACUGCCGUCGUGAUUAAGGACGAACCGCCAGCUCAGAAAAAAGUGAAAUUGGAACCAACUGUGCACAUCGAACAACAGGCGGAACCAUCUGCGGCACCUGCCGCGGCAACUGCGACGACAGUCACCUGCAUGUUGUCCCAAAUGACCGACGAAGAAAUCCAGGCGCAUAUUGAUUCGCUCCAGCAAAACCACUGUGCCUCCAUGACGGUGGUCCAGCUGAAGAAGCGGUUAGACCCGAUCCUGAAAAACAUGAUGGAGCACAAGUUCGGGUGGGUGUUUAGCACCCCCGUGGACCCCGUCGCUCUGGGCAUUCCCGACUAUUUCAACGUGAUCAAACGCCCGAUGGACUUUGGCACAAUCCGAAAAAAGCUCGAGAGCAACUAUUACAAGCACAUUUACCCGUUUGCAGCCGACGUUCGGCUCACGUUCCGCAAUGCCCUCACGUUCAACAACGAGGGCGAAGAAGUGUAUUCGCUUGCGAGUGACAUGCUCAAAGACUUCAACUGCGAAAUGGCCAAGCUUGAGGCGGAAAUCAACGUCGAGGAGGUGAUGGCGCGCGAGAAGGAUGGUGCGUGCAGGCUGUGUGGCCUCGAGUCGCUCGUGUUCGAACCUGCCAUCUUGUACUGCAAUGGCGAGUGCAACACAAAAAUCCGUCGCAACAACUACUACUUUUGCUCGGCCGACAACAAGUUCCAUUGUUGCGUGACGUGCCAUCCGAACCUUCCCGAGAGCAUCCCCAACGCGGACGGCGUGCCGUACGUCAAAGCGGAACUGACGCGAAAGAAGAAUGACGAGGUCCAUGAAGAGCCAUGGGUGUGCUGCGAUAAGUGCAACCAGUGGGUUCACCAGAUAUGCGGCUUGUUCAACAUGAAGAACGACAAGACGGAGAAGGACUUGAAGGCUGACAAGGAGAAGGGUCAGGACUUUGUGUGCCCGUCGUGCGUGUUGAAAUCCGGUCGGAAGGGGGUCGAGAAAAAGGUGUGGACAGCGAAAUCGCUGCCUCGGUCCAAGCUGAGCGACUACUUGGAGCGCCGUGUGGCCAAAGUGAUGGAAGCGGAGAUCACGGCCGAGAUGCGGAAGGAAGUCCCGAGCACCGACAAACUCAUCAUUCGUCAGGUCAGCAACAUCGAGAAAACGCUGAUGGUCCGCGACAAAAUGUACCAGCGCUACAAGGACGCCAAGUACCCGUCCGAGCACCGGUUCAAGUCGAAAUGUUUGUGCAUGUUCCAAGAAAUUCACGGUGUCAGCGUCCUUCUCUUUGGCAUGUACGUGCACGAGUUCGACCAGCAGGAAGCCAAAUGCAACUCGCGUCGAGUGUACGUGAGCUACUUGGACUCGGUCAACUACUUGGAGCCUGCGUACUUGCGGACCAAGUUGUACCACGAGAUCCUGAUCGGGUACCUGGACUAUGUCAAGCAAAGGGGCUUCCACACGGCGCAUAUUUGGGCAUGUCCGCCGCUCAAGGGCGACGACUACAUAUUGUACUGCCACCCAGAGACUCAGAAAACCCCCAAGAGCGAUCGGCUGCGGCAAUGGUACAUUCAAAUGCUUAUGAGGGCGAAAGAGGAAGGGAUUGUCGUGGACAUUAACAACAUUUACGACGAGUACUGGUCGACGGCGCAGGCAUCGCCGAUGGAACUACCGUAUUUUGAAGGGGAUUACUGGGUCGGGUUGGCCGAAGAGCUGAUUGAGAAGCUCGACGAAGACGACAAGACAAACAAGAAGAAGAAAGAUCAGAAGAGCAAAAAGCCCAAGCAGCAGAGCAAGGACGCUGCGACAGAGGUGGAGUUUCAGGACCCGCUGAUGAAAAAGCUCGGCGAGCAUAUUUACCCGAUGAAGGACGACUUUUUGGUGGUCAAGUUUUUCCCGUCGUGCUCUCAGUGCAAAGUUAUGAUCGGUCAAGGCACAAUCUGGAAAGAAAGCAAGACGUGCCUGUGCGACGGGUGUUACCAGAGCCAGAUCCUGAACCAGGCGAAGAAGGAAACGCCGCCGUACAUCCCGAUCGUGCUCACGCUCAAGGGCAAAUGCACCGACCCGGACGACAUUGUCGAAAGCGAAGUGUUCGACACACGGCAAGCAUUCCUGUCGCUGUGCCAGACCAACCAUUACCAGUUUGACGAGCUACGGCGGGCCAAGCACACGUCCAUGAUGACGCUAUUCAAUCUGAGCCAGCUCACCAACAGCUACGUGUACAGUUGCAACGUGUGCAAGGCAGAAAUCACGAGCGGCACGCGGUGGCACUGCAACACGUGCGUCGACUACGACGUGUGUGCGUCGUGCUACGACAAGAAAGUCAAUGUCCACGUGCACAUUUUGGAAGCGGUCGGGACGAUCCCGGACGAAGCCAAGAAGCAGUUGGAGGAAAAGAAGAAGAACAUUGCGCUGACCAUGCAACUCCUCGUGCACGCGAGUAGCUGCGAGGAAGGCGGGUGUUCCUCGACCAACUGCGACAGGAUGAAGGUGCUCAUACGCCAUGGCUCCCAGUGCAAGCUCCGGGCCACAGGCGGAUGCAACACGUGCCGACGUAUCUGGACGCUGCUGCAGAUCCACGCGCGUCAAUGCCGCACGACCGAGUGCCGCGUCCUCCGGUGUAAUGACCUGCGCGAGCACUUGCGGAAACUGGCGCUGCAGCAGCAGCUCAUGGACGACCGACGGCGAGCCGCUGUCACGGAACAGUACUCGAGGCAAGGCACCGAAGACAAGGUCGAACAACCAGAAACAAGUACUAGUGGUUAGUGUAGAAUAUGUUGAAUGUGGCAUGAGUAUGGCGCAAUCGACACCCGUGUUGCGAAAUCUCGCGUUGAUGUGGCCG
Molecule: messenger RNA, 5127 nt
Organism: Aphanomyces invadans
Lineage: Eukaryota; Oomycota; Saprolegniomycetes; Saprolegniales; Verrucalvaceae
Exons: 3
Coding region: 162-5051 (1629 amino acids)
Biological process (GO): positive regulation of transcription by RNA polymerase II
Cellular component (GO): transcription regulator complex; histone acetyltransferase complex
Molecular function (GO): histone acetyltransferase activity; transcription coactivator activity; chromatin DNA binding
Source: RefSeq, a predicted model, not a curated record